AUUUAUUCAAAAAUUGCAAACAUAUACUAUAAAAUAUUUUUAAUUAUUAUGCAUAUUUAAUUAUUAAUAUUAAUAUUAUUUCAAAUUUUUUGUUUUAAUUUGAUAAGAUAGAUAUAAAAAUAAAAUGAUAAAAAAAUACAAAGGGUUUAAUGGUAUAGGGAUAUCUAUUAUUAAUUAUAAAGAUGGAAAAGAAGAGAAAAAGAGAAUUAAGAAUAUAAUUGAAGACGAUAAGAAAGGAGAAAGGAAGGAAGAUGUUUUAGAUAUUGAUAAAGAUAGUGAUAAAAGUAUGGAUGAGAUAAAUGAGAUUGAUGAAUGUAAUAAUCCAAGUAGUAAUGGGAAUGAGUGUUUUGGUGGUAAGAAAUUUUUUAAAGUAAUUGGAUUAAUUUAUGGUAAUAACAAUAAUAAUAAUAAUAAAGAAGAAAAAGAAUUUACUCUGUCAGAGAAGAAAAAGUAUAAUGAAAAUGGUAAAUUGAUUGAACCCUCCCAAAAAAUAGAAGAUAAAGACAGAGAUAGCGAUAAAGAUAACGAUAGAAAAUAUUAUGAAGAAUAUGAAAUUGAUGAUCAACGAGAGAGGUAUCGAUAUGAAAAAGAGAUGUUUGAGUACAAUAAAAUGAUGAAACAAGUUGAAGAAGGGUUGUAUGAGAGAAAAGAGUUUUCGAGAAAUGGACAUGAUCACCAGUAUGAUUACAGUUAUAAUUCUUGCUAUAAUUACGACUACAAGAAGCAAUGGACAAUGGACAAUGUUUCAAAUGAUAAAAACAAGAAAACUGGUAAAAAUGGUGAAAGGAGGAAAAAAGCGAGAGAGACGGCUGAGCAAAGACGCAAUCAGAUAGAAGAACCAGCUCGAGAGGAAAAAGCAGCAGGGGAAGCAGAAGCUAAGGGAAGAGUGUUGGAGAAAGUGUGCAGCACAUUUCCCAGAGAAAAGGUGUUCGCGAUGGGCAAGUUCAAGGGCGUGGUAGACGACCGCAGCAGACGCUGUAUGGCGGG
Ascoidea rubescens DSM 1968 is the source of this 987-nucleotide messenger RNA. RefSeq lists its product as uncharacterized. Lineage: Eukaryota; Fungi; Ascomycota; Saccharomycetes; Ascoideales; Ascoideaceae. The annotation marks the transcript as partial. The record is from RefSeq and is a predicted model, not a curated record. The transcript has a single exon.